UGGUCACACCACACAGCUGCUUCUUCUUACACCUGCGGUCGCAUGGCCCGGGAACGUUUCUUUAAUUUUUUCCGAUUCUAUGGAAAAUGAUAAUUGACAAGCUGAAUUCGCUUAUGCUGAAAGAAAUGCAGCUUAGUUUCCAGCUCACCGAGGAGCGAGAGAGGGCCUCCGGUCGCAGCAAGCCGGGAAAACCAGUUCCAAAACCUUUGACUUCCAAACAGAAGGUGUUCCCAAAGACUUCCAGUGCUCCCGCAGAGAUUUCGGCGCCCAAAAAACAAAAAGGAAUGGAGUACCCCCAAAAAUCCAAGGGAAACUGGAAAACAGCCCAGAAAAGAGCAGUUCCCACCGAGGAGCCCAAACCAGAGAGUUCUCCGUCCAUAAAAAAGCCUAAAAAGGAUGAUGCUUUUCCUGCAAAGAAAUCCAAAGUAAAAUCCCAGAUAAUUUCGCCGCAAAAAAACAAAGUUCCAAAAGCACCACUUGUACCAGAAAAACACAACCAUUCCUGGACAAUUAAUAAUAAAAAAGGCUCCAAGCAACAGGUUGCAAAGAAAAAUGAUAUAGAUAAUCUUUCCAAGGCUAAAGUGGAGUUCCCGCCCAUAGCUAAAAGUUUCAAAGUUACAAAGGUAAAUUUUAUACCUGGAAAAUCCAAAAAAUGUUUUCAAAAAGGCGAGAGAAUCCAGUCAUCGGUCGUAGAAAGCGUCGGAACAAAUGGUCUGGUGAAGCAUUCAUCCAGUGAAGAAUCCUUUGCCGAAGAGCGGGAAGGCAGCAGGCAGGACGGUUUCGAGAUGGCCAAACGUUUGAAAGCAGAUAGAAAAGGAUUAGUUCGAAAGAUCGAGCUCUUCAAGAACGCAUUGACGAAAACUGAUAGCGACGAUGAUGAUUACGACGAGGCAGACAAAGAGCCUAAGAUUUUUAAAGGUCAUGGAAAAGAAGUGGUUAAAAAGGUCAAGGUCCUUAAGAACUCACCACAAAGCAGCAAAGAUUUUGAAUCCAAUCAAUGUGAUUUGAUCGAGGUCUUCCAGAACGCAUUGGCGGAAACUGAAAGCGACGAUGACGACUUCGAACCACAAGGCAGCGAAGAUUUUGAAUCUGAAGAAUUUGACAGCGAAGAUUAUGGAUCUGAAGAAUUCGACAGCGAAGACUCUGAUGCGGAUUUUGACAGUGAAGAUAUGGAAGACUUUGAUAGUGAUGAAGAUUUUGACAGUGAAUAUAGCGAAAGUGAAUAUAGCGACAGUGAAGAUUUCGGCAGCAAUAUUUUUGACAGCGACGACCUUGAUUCUACUUAUGAACCACCUGAGAUCGAUGGAUUCUUUGAUGAUCCACCUUUGGGGAUUCAAAAGGAACCGCUUAUUAUAGAAGAAAUCUUUGAUGACCAACCUGUGGAUAAAAACCAAAAGAAACUGGUUAAGUAUAUACAUAAAGAAAAAGAGACUGUAAAAGAGGCAACUGUGGUCAAUGAGAUUGUAAAAGAGACAGCCGUAGCGGAGGAGAUUGUAGAAAAUGCAACAGUAGUAAAUGGUGUUGUAGAAAAAUCAACAGUGAACGAUGAAGUUGUGAAAGAAUCAAUACAAGAGCUUCCUAGUAAUACAGCAGAAUAUCCUAAAGAUCUCAAGGAAAUCGAAGUUCACGCUGAGGAGGUGCUAGCUGAAAAUGUUACACCUGCCAAGGAAAAAGUUUCUCUACCAAAUGAGACACCAUUCUAUAGAAAUCCGCUAUCGAGUCCCACUGAGCUCACCGUAUUUGAAAACAGUCUGAAGAGCAACCAUGUGCUGGCCGUGAUUAAAGAAGACCUCGAGCUGUACGGCACACUGGUGCUCACCCUGCUGGGUGGCCAGAUAUCAGUGAAUGGUUACAAACCUCGCAAGCAGGAGCCACUUACCAUUUAUUCACCGAAAGGUCUCAACUGGAUUUUCAUCUCGCCCAUCAAGACCAAAAAACCUGCCAAAGAUGAGGUGAAUUGGGCCGAACUAAACAAGAACUUCACUCGCGCCCAGCUGGACAGGAUUCAGGGCAGCUUUCAAAAACAGACGAAUGCAAUAGUACUUCUGCAGCGAAACACUGGAGCCCAGCGAAUGGUCGAGAACUUUGGCAAGCACAUGACACAGAAUUUAUUCCCACAGAUUAACUCCUCCAAUCGUCCAUAUCACCAAAGUGAAUCCUUGUUGCACUGCCUCAUUCAAUCCUCCGAUUUGAGCCGCACUCUACAGGUGCCCCAGGUGUGGAAUAAGCUUAAAAUUCAGAAUACUAGUCGGGUAAUAAUAGCAGGUGGAAAGGGCGUUGGAAAGUCCAGUUUGCUACGUUACCUCAUCAAUCGGAAUCUGGGCCAGUUUCCAUCUCUCCUGCUCAUCGAUUUGGACAUUGGCCAGCCGGAAAUCUUUGUUCCCCAGACAGUUUCUUGCACCCUAAUUGAUGAGCCGCUUUUGGGACCCGGAUUCCUCUUUAACAAGCAGCCCGAUCACGCCUACGUAGUGGGUCACACGCACAUAGUCAUGUGCGCAGAGCAGUAUGCCCGAGCCUUUAUCGAGCUAAUCCAGAUCGUUCAAAAGGAUGCCAAAUAUGCAAAUAUUCCCUGGCUGAUUAACACAAUGGGAUACAACAAAGGAUUUGGAACCGAACUGAUGGCCCUGCUGGUGGAUCGCAUCCGUCCCACGGACCUUGUGCAGAUUGCCAGUCCGAUUCCGAUCAACAACUUUGAUUCUCCCCUCGAGUGGAGCAGUUUGUCGCAGUUGAAACCCAUUAUCUUCACGGCGGAUGAGUUUAGAGUGAAGAAUUUGCCCAAGUACACGCUCCACAAGUUGCUCAGUGCGGUGCCUCCAAAAGAACGAGGAACUUGGAGCCUGAGUGCCAAGGAUAUGCGGUAUUCCAAUAUUUUGGCACGCCUUAGUUCGUGUUUCGCGGGAAAUGGCAAAUCCCUCACAGACUGCUCGCCACUGAAGGUGCCCCUGGAGUCCCUGAAGAUAAUACAUGUCACCAGCAAGGAUUACUCAAGAGAGGAACUGAUCUAUGGCAUGGAUGCCAAUGUGAUCUAUCUGUGUCAUCAGGGAGCAGGCCUGCCUCGGUGUUUGGGAAUAGGAGUGGUCCGUGCCAUAGACUAUAAGCGGAAGGAGAUGUUCCUAAUUCCGGCGAUGCCGCUCCAAAGGAUGUCCCUGGUGAACUGCGUAGUCCUUGGCGGAGAAGUAACCUUGCCGCAGGGCUACUUCAAAGAUCAGGGUCAGGGAGUUGUUAGCAGUGUGCCCUACGUGUUCAUCCUUGACGACUCGAAAGCCUCGAAGAGCAUUCAGCAGAUCUACCAUCGAAAGCCAGCCUUUCUGGGCGUGCCAGUGAAUCAAAGGAACUGAAACUAAACCGGGUCCACCGUGUAUAUAAGAAAUAUUUGUAAAUAAAAAGAGGUUUAUUGACUAA
This is a messenger RNA of Drosophila rhopaloa, 3402 nucleotides long. RefSeq names its product polynucleotide 5'-hydroxyl-kinase NOL9. The record is from RefSeq and is a predicted model, not a curated record. Gene Ontology annotation, cellular component: nucleus. Lineage: Eukaryota; Metazoa; Arthropoda; Insecta; Diptera; Drosophilidae. The transcript is spliced from 4 exons. Gene Ontology annotation, molecular function: polynucleotide 5'-hydroxyl-kinase activity. Gene Ontology annotation, biological process: cleavage in ITS2 between 5.8S rRNA and LSU-rRNA of tricistronic rRNA transcript (SSU-rRNA, 5.8S rRNA, LSU-rRNA). Bases 87 to 3338 code for a protein of 1083 amino acids.